CUCUGCCGACCCGGGUCUCGCUCUCCCAGCAGCAGAGCUUCGAGGGGUAGGGCCAGAGGGCAGUGUGGGAGCUCAUUCACAUACAACCCGCAGAUGUUCUUCAAAGCUGCCUGGAGCUCGGCACUGAGGAAACGAGGGCUUGGAAUGCGACGGAUACACAGCCCAGGAGACACCGCUCACAGCAAGGGGAAGAUGCCUCCCUACACCAAUUACCACGCCCAGCGCUCCUACCCCAUGCCAGAUGAGCCCUUCUGCACCGAGCUCAAUGCCGAGCAGCGGGCCCUGAAGGAAAAGGAGAAGGGCAGCUGGACCCAGCUGAGCCAUGCCGAGAAAGUGGCCUUGUACCGGCUCCAGUUCCACGAGACCUUCGCGGAGAUGAACCAUCGCUCCAACGAGUGGAAGACCGUGAUAGGCUGUGUGUUCUUCUUCUGUGGCUUCACAGCUCUGCUGAUUUGGUGGCAGCGGGUCUAUGUGUUUCCUGAGAAGCCUAUCACCCUGACGGAUGAGUGGAAGGCCCAGCAGCUCCAGCGCAUCCUGGACAUGAAGGGCAACCCUGUGCAAGGCCUGGCCUCCCGGUGGGACUAUGAGAAGAAGGAGUGGAAGAAGUGACACCCCAUGCUGCGCCCCUGGCAGCUCCACGCUGGCCCAGAGCCUAUGGCACACCCUGACCCUCUCCUUCACUCCAAUAAAGCUGGCC
Messenger RNA from Pteronotus mesoamericanus, 697 nucleotides. Its product is annotated as cytochrome c oxidase subunit 4 isoform 2, mitochondrial. Gene Ontology annotation, biological process: mitochondrial electron transport, cytochrome c to oxygen. The record is from RefSeq and is a predicted model, not a curated record. The coding region runs from base 94 to 609 and encodes 171 amino acids. The transcript has 5 exons. NCBI's taxonomy places the organism in Eukaryota, Metazoa, Chordata, Mammalia, Chiroptera, Mormoopidae.